This is a messenger RNA of Danio rerio (zebrafish), 5053 nucleotides long. The record is from RefSeq and is a predicted model, not a curated record. NCBI's taxonomy places the organism in Eukaryota, Metazoa, Chordata, Actinopteri, Cypriniformes, Danionidae.
AUAUCAUUAAUCUUCACACACACUCGUGUAAUCAGCGGAUCAAGCUCAGUGUGUGAAAGCGUUCAGCACUAAGGUGACAGGCAGAGGGAGGGGUUUAAACUUGCCGAGGGUUGGGGAUCUGAAUGACUGUCAUCUCUCUUCCUCGGUAGUGUGUUUGUGUGCGUGUGUGUAGACGCGUGCAUUGAUUUCUCCUGCUCCACGACAGAUCUUUGCGCUCGGAGGAGUCGUUCAGGAGCACCAGCUCUUACUUCUACCGGAACGGACCGGACACCCGUGGGCAUGGCAGACUCCCACUGAAGCCAUCACGGAGAGAUACGCGUUCAUACCGACUAUGGCUGUAGACGCUGCGUCCAGCUUCAGCUUCUGCCGGGCUGCGCUGGAGCACACGAUCUCAGCAGAGGAGCUCAACUAUCAGCUGCCACGCAGAGCUGGAGGAAACCUGACCUGGCAUGAAGGACAUGAGCAGAGGGUGACCAGGAGGACCGUCAAACUGCUCCAGCAGCCCGGCACUGAGGGAAUACAGAUCCAGCCAGGAGAGGCCUUUACUGUGUACCACACCAGCCCGACGCUCUCCAGCUUAUGCAAACCCGUGGUGCUGUGGACCCAGCAGGACGUGUGUAAGUGGCUAAAGAAACACUGUCCCCACAACUACCUGACCUACGUGGAGGCCUUCUCUCACCACGCCAUCACAGGUCGAGCGCUGCUGCGGUUGAAUGGAGAGAAACUAGCAAGGAUGGGGAUCAUCCAGGAGACACUGAGACAGGAGGUUCUGCAGCAGGUCCUACAGCUGCAGGUCAGAGAGGAGGUUCGCAACCUACAGCUGCUCAGCAGAGCUUCCUUCGGCAACAUUUCUUAGCUCAUCUGUCCUUUGGCAGCUCUCUCGACUUCCCGGCAGAUACAGGAAGCCUUAUUCCCAACUGUAACAGACAUUUCGAAAGAGAGAGAGACUCUGCCUGCCUGUGGAUCAAUGGAGGAGACUGUUAACUCGACACAGGUUUAACUGACAGGACUGCCUUUUUAUGAAGAAAUUGAUAGGAUUUCAGAAACUCAAAAGGACAAAGGCUACUCUACAACUGUAAUAUAGUGAUAAGAUUCAAGUUUCACCUCAUCUCUUUAAAACCUACAGCAGCAACCAGAGCCCUGUCAGACAGCACUUGGAUCAAGACCUCUAAAUGGAUCCAAACGUGAAGUUGAACCGUGAUCUCAGUUGAUGUUAUGGUGCGAUUUGUCUCAGUAGCCUUGAUUCCCCUCUGAGGUUUAAAGUGUUUGGAUAUCUGACAGCCUUGCUCUUUUAACCCAGCAACACUCACUCAACAUGGACGUAGAUGCAAUGCUGAACAAAUCCUGUUUCUACAAGUGUGGGAAUAGACAAUCCCUCCUCCUACCUCUCACGAUAGAUUGUAUCAUUCCAUUUACAGUAGACUUGAGGCAUGUCAUUUGAUUAUCUGAAACUUCCACGCUACAGGCUAAAGGGACUUCCUCACUGAUAAAAACAACUGCAUCAUUUCGAAGGACUUUCUUUUAAAAUGGACUUUGAACAUUGAAUGUUAAUACUAUCAGAUGUGCACACCUAUAAAAUGACCAUUGUUUUGCUUUUCUUCUCAGGACGUUCAUUUACAUUCUAUGCUGUAACCUUCAUUUAAGUGUCAUUUUCAAAUCUUGCAUACAAUGUAGUUGUUCAGGUUUUCUCCUAAUACAGAAAGAAUAUAUCAGAGUAUUAAUAUAUGUUUACUCUAAGAAUUAAGGCCCAUUCUCACCAAAGACAAUAACCAUAAUGAUAAAGAUAUUGUUCCAUUUUGCUAAAUUUAAAAAUACAGCUAUAAGGAUAAUUCAAAAAUUAAGAGUAGGGUUGGAAAAACUGAUGACUGAUGAAAAAUAUUGAAAACCAAUUUAAUGAAUCAGUUGGUUUUGACAUUGUAUAUAUUAUAGUUAUCAGUCUUGGUGUGAACGGGCCUUUAAAGUAUGUGUCUAGAUUAAUGUCUUUUGUAGCAGUCCCAGUUGUCCUUAUUUACAAAGCAAUAAUGUAAAGUGGUGCCACAUGCCUGCAUGGCUAGACCUGUUAGAGACUGUUUUCAGCUACGUAAACAAUCAUAAACUUUAGGUCUGAAAUAUACUUCACACAAGCGAAGGGUUCUGCAUUCCAACUGAAUUUGGUGUUGCAUUCCAAGAUGACUUAAUGUGUUAACCACUGCAAGUAAAUGUCACCCUGCCUAUUCUAAUCACCCUGCUCUAAAUGAUAUUCAAACUUUUUCCAAGAUUUUUUUUAUAAAGUUUCCUUCAUGGGAGCUAGGGAGGCUUUACUAUAGAGUCUAACCAUACUACUACAAAUCUUACGUCAAGGUGGGAGGUGAAGAGGGUUUAAAGCUGUUACCCAUUUCACUCAUUCAUAUUCAUAGCACCACACAUUGCAUUCAUAGCACCAACAAAUCCCCUCUGGUCUUGGGAUGCAUCAAGUGGGAUUCAAACCACUGUUUCUGUCAAAGACAUCAGGCACCCAACAAAAUAUCUUAAAAUUGCAGCCUCUAGUAUCAGGCACUAUCCCCUGUUGCUGGCCUCAUUUACACAGACAGACCUAAAACUCAUUUCUACCCAGGUCAUGGCACUAGUGUAACCCCUCUGGUUCUACACGUUUUGGACCAAAUCUGUGAUUUUGGCAGGAAAGGCAGACAAACUAAUAAGGGAGCCAAGAACUGCAACCUGUAGCAUCAGUCAUAUUUGUCCCUCUUGAGGCUAGGUUUACCCCCACAGCUUUGGGACAUGACACCAAUUUGACACUUCCCAUUUAACCAUUCGAACCAAUGUCUUCAACAUAAGAAGUGGGCACACUAUCAAGGACACAAAAGGCUGAGAUUCUAGCUACCACUUAAGGCCUGUAGAGUGAAAUGUAAAGCUCUUACCAAUUUUUGAAACCUCACUCCCAUAUGGGUCAUAGAACCGACAAAAAUACUAUGGCCUUGAAAUGAAGCCAAAACACUGUUUUGGCAAGGAUGGCAAGCACCCAACAAAAACAUUUAAAACUGAAGAAUCUAGCAUCAGGCACUAGUCGUUGUUGUUGGCUUCAUUUACACAGAAAAGCCUAAAGGUCAGCUCCAAGCAUAGGCUCAAACUUGUGGUUUUUGGCAGGGAAUGUAGAUCCAUUAAUACAAACUGCAGGUUCUAAUGUCAGUCAUAUUUAUACCUCUUGAGGCUACAUUAUCUACACACCCAUUCUAUUUUACCCACCCCGCUCUAGGUAUGAUUCAGAUCAUUGUCUCUGACAUGAGAAGUGGGUACACUAACAACACACCCUCUAACCUUCUUUGAGGUUUGCCCUUACAACUAAUACUAUGGCUUCCACUACACAUUUUGAUUCGGGUCACGGCACCAGUGAGAACCCUUCCAUUUUACUUGCCUUACUUGAAGUGGAAUUCAAACCAGUGUCUAUGACAUGAGAAGUGGGAACACUACUAAGGACACAAAAGGUUGCAUCUUCUAGCAUUAGUUGCCCCUGAAUUUCUUGAGUGGGAGGAAUUAGGUUUACCCAUUUAACUAAUACUAGCUAGCUUCCACUACACUCACUGCAAUCUGGGUCAUGGCACCAAUGUGAACACUCCCAUUAUACUAACCUCACUCCAAGUGGGAUUCAAACCAGUGUCUAUGACAUGAGAUGUGGGUACGCAACCAAGGGCACAAAAGACUGCAGCUUCUAGUUUUAGUUGCUCAUGCAUCUCUUGAGUGGGAGGAAUGAGGUUUACCCAGACAACUAAUACUAGGUAGCUUCUACUACACUUACUGCAAUCUAAGUCAUUGCACCAAUGUGAACCUUCAAACCAGUGUCUAUGACAUGAGAAGAGGAUACACUACCAAAGAGACAAAAGGCUGCAGCUUCUAGCAUUAGUUGCUCCUGCAUCUUUUGAGUGGGAUGAAUGGGGUUUCCCAGACAACUAAUACUAGGUAGCUUCUACUACACUCACUGCAAUCUGGGUCAUGGCACCAAUGUGAACCUUUCCAUUCUAUUCAGCCCACUUCAAGUGGGAUUCUGGGAUUCAAACCAGUGUCUACGACAUGAAAAGAGGGUACGUUACCAAGGACACCAAAGGCUGAAGCUUCCAGCAUUAGUUACUCAUGCAUCUCUUGAGUGGGAGGAAUGAGGUUUCCCAGACAACUCAUACUAGGUAACUUCCACCACGCUUACUGUAAUCCGGGUCAUGGCACCAAUGUGAACCUUUCCAUUCUACUCACCUCACUCUAAGCACUAACAAGAACACAAAAGGCUGCCACUUCUAACAUUAGUUGCUCCUGUGUCUCCUGAGUAGGUGGAAUGAGGUUUACCGAUACAACUAAUAGUUAGCUUUCACUACACUCACAGCAAUCCGGGUCAUGGCACCAAUUUGAACCUUUCCAUUAUACUCAUCUCACUCCAAGUUGGAUUCAAACCAGUGUCUAUGGCAUGAGAAGAGGGCAUACUAACAAGAAAACAAAAUGCUGCAGCUUCUAGCACAAGUUGCACUUCACCUCAAGGCCACAACUCUUUUUAACACCAACAUAACCCUUUCUAUUUUGCUUGCCCUACACCAAAUUUCAACUGGUGUUUCUGACAUGGGAGGUGGAGACACUUACAAAGAUGCAAAAGGCUUCAGCUUCUAGCAUCCAUCUCUACUGUGCCCUUUGAGGCCAGAGCUGUGAGUUUUUCCCGACACAGCAUUUACUAGCUGGCCUCUAUUACACUCAGCCCCACAAACAUCACAACCAUUUAGGUCACUUCACCAACAUAACCAAUUCAGUUUUACUUGCCCUGCUCAAAGAAAGCUGAAGACCAUGGCCUCUAGUGUUAGUUGGUUCAGUCAGUCUCUAGUGAUAGUUUUCCACUUGAGGCCAAGGCAGAAAUGAUUACCCACACAGCAUUUACUAUUUAGCCUUUGUUAAAGGUUUCUCUUUGAGGUCAACCACUGUAAUGGCGGUAGAGUGGAUUAAAGAUGUUUGUUCAUUCAGUGUUUUAAUCCUGUUGGUGUUUGUUGGGUACGAACAUGACUGUUAUGUUUUCCAACAUAAUAAAUCCAAAAUCCAACUUUAA